GCCCAGGCUUUCAGAGGGUUUGGCUUUAAAUCCCAUGGCAAGGCAAUUCUCUCAGCUCUGCUCCACCCUCUGUCCGGGGCAAAGAAGGCCGAGCCAAGUUCCUUCCCUCGGACUCCAUUGAGUCUGUUAAGAGCAUCCGGUUCUUGACCAUGUCCAAUCUCCAAGUGCCUGUGCGUCCAAAAAGGCAAAAGAUUUGGGUGGAUUACUUCGUCCAAUUCCGAUGGAUCAUCAUCGUCUUUGUAGUCCUCCCCAUCUCUUGCAUCAUCUACUUCUCGAUAUACCUCAGCGAGCUCAGAGCUGAGAAGAAGCCUUACAAGCUUCGCCAGAAGGAACACGAGGAGAACAUCAAGAAGGUGGUGAAGCGCCUCAAGCAGAGGAAUCCAUUGAAGGAUGGCCUGGUGUGCACGGCUCGAAAGCCAUACAUCGUCGUCGGCAUGCGCCAUGUGGACUAUAAGCGAGCUCGUCACUUUGAGGUCGAUCUAUCGGCGUUCAACAACAUUCUCGAGAUCGACAGAGAGAGAAUGGUGGUGAAGGUGGAGCCUCUCGUUACGAUGGGGCAUCUUAGCCGGGUCACAGUCCCCAUGAAUCUUGCUCUCCCUGUCGUUUCGGAGCUCAACGACCUCACGAUAGGAGGUCUGAUCAAUGGCUAUGGCAUCGAAGGAAGCUCCCAUAUCUAUGGCCUCUUUUCUGACACUCUAGUCUCUCUCGAGGUUGUUCUUGCUGAUGGGCGUGUCGUCAGGGCUACCAAGGACAACGAGCACUCGGACCUCUUCUAUGCAAUCCCCUGGUCACAAGGAACGCUUGGACUUCUAGUUUCAGCUGAGAUUAAGCUCAUACCAAUCAAGGAGUACAUGAGGCUCACGUACAAGCCGGUGAGAGGGAACUUGAGGGAAAUGGCACAGGCCUUUGCCGAUUCAUUUGCGCCAAGAGAUGGAGACCCCAAGAAAAUCCCGGACUUCGUCGAGUCGCUGAUCUUUACGCCAACGGAGGGUGUGUUCAUGACAGGGAGGUAUGCUUCCAAAGGAGAAGCAGAGAGAAGAGGUAAUGUUAUAAAUAGGGUAGGAUGGUGGUUCAAGCCGUGGUUCUACCAGCAUGCCGAGGCUGCGCUGAAGAGGGGGGAGUUUGUGGAGUACAUUCCAACGAGGGAGUACUACCACCGGCACACCAGACCUUUGUUCUGGGAGAUGAAGCUGAUCCUGCCAUUCGGGGACCAGUGGUGGUUCAGGUGGUUGAUGGGGUGGAUGAUGCCUCCCAAGAUCUCUUUGCUGAAGAUCACCCAGGGGGAGGCUAUUAGAAAGUACUACCAUGACAUGCAUGUGAUCCAGGAUAUGCUGCUUCCUAUGCAUAAGGUUGCUGAUGCACUGGAGUUUCUGCACCAUGAAAUGGAGGUGUAUCCAAUCUGGCUCUGCCCACACCGCCUCUUCAAGCUUCCUGUCAAGACCAUGGUGUAUCCUGAGCCGGGCUUUGAGCAGAACCAGAAGCAGGGUGACACCAGCUAUGCCCAGAUGUUUGCCGAUGUCGGAGUGUACUAUGCCCCCGGCCCUGUCCUCAGGGGUGAGGUAUUCGAUGGCGCUGAAGCUGUCGGACGACUCGAGGAGUGGUUGAUCCGGAACCAUGGCUUCCAGCCUCAGUACUCAGUCUCUGAGCUCACCGAACAGAACUUCUGGAGGAUGUUUGAUCGAAGCCUCUACGACCAGUGCCGCAAGAAGUACAAGGCGCUGGGCACCUUCAUGGACGUGUACUACAAGUCCAAGAAGGGGAAGAAGACCGAGAGGGAGGUGCUGGAGGCCGAAGCGGCCAUCGCCGAGACUGCAUAUGCUGUUGCUGAGAAGGAGGACUGAGCUGGCCUCGGCUGAAUAAAGGUUUAUGCAACUCGAGGUUGCAAGUAGCAGCAGUAGUAGUACUCUCUGGGAUGCUUCUCCUGCGUGAGUUUGGGUUUAAUUCUCACUUGCACUAUUCCUUCCUCAGUUGUCAUGUUGUAAUUAGGCGUUGAAGGCUGUAACCAUGUGCUAGCUGUUUCAUCUGAAGUAUUUGAACUUGGUUUAGGAACUCGACAUCUUUGUACUCUCCUAGAAGUGGAACUUCCCUAGAGGAGCAUCUUUGCUCCGUUUCCAUGGUGAUGGAACUGAGUUGAACCUCCCAAUAUGCAGAGCAAAUAAGCUACUUUUGUGCUAGCUCAUGAGUUGUAAUAAUGGAAUGGGCCGGUCAAUGCUAUGCCUACCCUGGAAUAAACUCUGCUUGAACCA
This is a messenger RNA of Phoenix dactylifera (date palm), 2246 nucleotides long. Its product is annotated as delta(24)-sterol reductase-like. Lineage: Eukaryota; Viridiplantae; Streptophyta; Magnoliopsida; Arecales; Arecaceae. Gene Ontology annotation, cellular component: membrane; cytoplasm. The record is from RefSeq and is a predicted model, not a curated record. Gene Ontology annotation, molecular function: FAD binding; oxidoreductase activity, acting on the CH-CH group of donors, NAD or NADP as acceptor. Gene Ontology annotation, biological process: steroid metabolic process.